Messenger RNA from Ipomoea nil (Japanese morning glory), 1305 nucleotides. RefSeq lists its product as uncharacterized. The coding region runs from base 1 to 1305 and encodes 434 amino acids. The record is from RefSeq and is a predicted model, not a curated record. The transcript is spliced from 2 exons. Lineage: Eukaryota; Viridiplantae; Streptophyta; Magnoliopsida; Solanales; Convolvulaceae.
AUGGACUGGCUACAGGAGUAUGAUAGGGCGAGGUUUUUUAAUAUUCGAACUGACUCGUCAGAUCAUACAGCGCUCUUUCUGGAUAUAGUUGGGGUGGUACAUGUGCCGAGGUCCCGGGGUUUCCAGUUCGAGAAUGCAUGGCUCCUGGAUGGUGGUUACAGGGAAGUGGUGGAGAGGGAGUGGGCUAGUACCCCGGGUUUGACGUUGCAGGCUAGACUUGGUGUAUGUGGUCGGGGUCUGAGGAGGUGGGGUGGUGAUCGGCAUCAUAAGUAUGGAAAACGGAUAGAGGGUAUCAAGAAGGAGAUGAAUGGCUUGCGGGGUAGCCGUGACCCUUCUUUUCCUGCUAAUUUGAAUGAUGCCAAUAUUGUAUUGAUACCCAAAAAAUGCUCCCCUGUAUCUGUGUCUGACUUAAGACCAAUAGCUUUAUGUAAUGUGCUGUAUAAGAUAAUUGCUAACCGGAUGAAACCGUUUCUUGAGGGUAUGAUUUCUGUUUCUCAAAGUGCCUUUUUACCUGGAAGGCUGAUCUCAGAUAAUAUACUAAUUGCGUCUGAGGUGGGUCAUUAUUUGAGGAGGAAACAGUUGGGGCAGGUUGGUUGGGCGGUCUUAAAGCUUGAUAUGGCGAAAGAUUAUGAUAGGAUGGAAUGGCCUUUUGUGCGGCAGAUGAUGACUGGUUUGGGUUUUGAUGACAGAUGGGUCCAGUUGGUAAUGAUGUGUGUGCAGACAGUGCGGUACAGGGUGCUAGUCAGUGGGAAACCUUCUAAGGAAAUAGUGCCCACGAGGGGGCUCAGGAAAGGAGACCCUUUGUCUCCUUAUCUGUUUAUAAUUUGUGCCGAGGGUUUAUCGUUGUUGUUGCAGGACUCACAGGCUAAAGGGCUAUUACAUGGUUGUAGAGUGGCCAGGGGGGCACCAUCUAUCUCACACUUGUUUUUUGCAGAUGACAGUUUGCUUUUCUUUAAGGCUAACUUGCAGGAGGCAUUGGAGGUGAGGAAAUGUCUGGGAAUUUAUGAGUCUUUCUCGGGUCAGGCAGUUAAUUUCCAGAAAUCAAGUAUUACGUUUAGCCGUGAUACAAUUGUGGAGGAUAGGGACCUGGUCGCGAAUGCUUUGGGGGUGGCCCAAGCUGAUGAUUUCGGCAAGUACCUUGGUUUGCCUUCUGUUGUAGGCCGGAAUAGGAGAGCGGUUUUCGCAUAUGUUGAGCAGAAGUUGAGGCAGAGGUUUGGUUCAUGGAACAAGAGACUGUUAUCCAAGGCAGGGAAGGAGGUGCUUCUGAAGAGUGUGGCUCAGGCGAUGCCUACCUAUAUACAAUGA